AUGUUCGAAAUGGAGGUGAUGAACUACAUUAAAUCCACUUUCUCCACGCGUGAGGUGGUUGAGGUGGUGAAGAAGAUUCAGCAUAAAGCAACUCUUGUUACAAGAACGCCAUAUGAAUCCCCGUUUGCCGAAAUGAAAAAGUUGGCACCAGAUCUGUGGGAGAUCGUCCUAGCAGGCAACGAUUAUAUCCUUGGUGAUUUGUUGAAUAGCAUUCACAACAGUGACAGAUCAUUGAACGGUGGCAUUGACGCUCUAGGAGUUGUGGCUCCAAGAGAGUGGGUUCGUUGCUCCGCCUUGUGUAGCAUGUCGCUAUUCCAGCUUACGCCGCCGGCUCUGAUUGAGGAGGUAUCACCAGAUCUGGAGAUGGAAUUGAGACCUGGCAGCUCUCAUGAGAUUACAGAUACUGUGCUACUUCCAAGAAACAAGAUAUCCUACAUCAUUGGAUCUUGUGGAAAGCGAAUCGAGAGAAUUAGAGAGCAGUCAUGCUGCCAGAUCACCAUCCCACCCAUUGCCCCAGCUAAACUCAUGCAGUUGAAGGGAAUGUCAGGAAGCGAGUACCAACAGGAGUUAGUUUUAAAAGGAACAGACUCGCAAGUGGCCGAGGCAAAGUCUUUGAUAAGACGGCUCCUCAUAAGCUAUUAA
Molecule: messenger RNA, 642 nt
Organism: Candidozyma pseudohaemuli
Lineage: Eukaryota; Fungi; Ascomycota; Pichiomycetes; Serinales; Metschnikowiaceae
Product: KH domain-containing protein
Exons: 1
Coding region: 1-642 (213 amino acids)
Molecular function (GO): RNA binding
Source: RefSeq, a predicted model, not a curated record